UCAAAAGCUCAGAAUAACGUGAAUCUGACCGGUGACCAGAAAGACCAACAACUCUCUCUCUCUCUCUCCCUCUCUCUCCCCAUCAUCCAUGGCACUGCAACUUUGGGAGACUCUGAAGGAAGCCAUAACAGUCUACACAGGGCUUUCUCCGGCGGCGUUCUUCACCGUUCUUGCCCUCGCCUUCGCGAUCUACCAUUUCGUCUCUGGCUUCUUCGUCUCUCCCGAAGAACACCGGCCUCGGUCUUUGGAUGCGCAGCCGCUGAUGGAUCCUCUUCCCCCGCCGGUUCAGCUCGGCGAGGUCUCCGAAGAGGAGCUUAAGCAGUACGACGGCUCCGACCCUAAGAAGCCCCUUCUCAUGGCGAUCAAGGGCCAGAUCUACGAUGUUUCACAGAGCAGAAUGUUCUAUGGACCAGGCGGGCCAUACGCUCUUUUCGCGGGCAAAGAUGCGAGCCGAGCUCUGGCGAAGAUGUCGUUUGAGGAAAAGGACUUGACGGGGGAUAUCUCGGGUCUCGGUCCAUUUGAGCUGGAGGCAUUGCAAGAUUGGGAGUACAAGUUCAUGAGCAAAUAUGUGAAAGUUGGGAGUAUCAAGAAGGAAGUUCCGGCGACAGAAGAAGGGUCGGAGCCCUCGGGAACUAACAGGGAAGCAGAAGACGGUCCUUCUAAAAACUCGGGAGAAGAAGCUGCAGCCGGAAACCCAGAAGAAACUUCUAGAAACGCGGGCGAGGAAGCUGCAAAGGCUGUGGCAAAUGGUGAUGCUGAGAACAAGGAAUAAUGUAGAGAGUUUUUAUAUGUUCUUAGGGUUUCUAAGUAUAAUCGGUUUACGAAGUUUGUCAUAUUCAUCAUGCCGUUAUGAAACUGAAUGAAUAGACGUGUAUGACGUGGGAAGGAUUGAAAAGUAUAAGUUAUUAGCGUAAAUCA
This is a messenger RNA of Tarenaya hassleriana, 918 nucleotides long. RefSeq names its product membrane steroid-binding protein 2-like. The record is from RefSeq and is a predicted model, not a curated record. The transcript is spliced from 2 exons. The coding region runs from base 89 to 772 and encodes 227 amino acids. Gene Ontology annotation, cellular component: endomembrane system; membrane. Lineage: Eukaryota; Viridiplantae; Streptophyta; Magnoliopsida; Brassicales; Cleomaceae.